Messenger RNA from Lycium ferocissimum, 1680 nucleotides. RefSeq lists its product as uncharacterized. The coding region runs from base 155 to 1414 and encodes 419 amino acids. The transcript is spliced from 11 exons. Gene Ontology annotation, molecular function: RNA binding; structural constituent of ribosome. Gene Ontology annotation, biological process: translation. Lineage: Eukaryota; Viridiplantae; Streptophyta; Magnoliopsida; Solanales; Solanaceae. The record is from RefSeq and is a predicted model, not a curated record. Gene Ontology annotation, cellular component: large ribosomal subunit.
UAACACUCCAUUUUUUUAUCAUUCUCCCUAAAGGCUGAAAUUUGCUUAAACCCUCUUCUCUUCCCUAAAACCUCUCUUUCUAUCUUGCAGACAAAAAAGCACAACAAUCACAGUCCAUUUUCACCCUGUAAAAAACAUCCAAAAAACUCCAACAAUGGCGGCUUUCGAACUACUUCACCAUCAAGCUCGUCGCCACUAUUUAUUAUACAAAAAAAACCCUCUUCUCCGUUCUCAUUUUCAUCGAUUUCUCUCAUCCUCAUCAUCACAAUCACAACCCGAAAUAUCCCAAGAAAACCCGAACCCGAAUAACCCAAUACCAAUCCAACCCGUUUCCUACACCCCCAAAGACCCCCCACAAACCCCAUCUGAAGUUGACCCGACCCGACCCGAAUCAAGUACCAGACCCGACCCAAAUACCCGAGACCCAGUUAAAGCAGCGGAUGGUGGGACGUGGACCCGGGAGGAUCUCAGGUACUUGAAGGAUGCACCGAAGAUAGCUCCGGUUUCUUACCCGACCCGGGUGGCUCCGUUACCGGAGGAUCGGCCCGAAGAGGAAGGGGAAGGGAGAGUGGAGGUUAAGGGUGAUGAGGAGAUGGAGAGAGAGAGGAGAAGAAUCGAGGCGCAAAAAAGGGCUGCAAUGAGGAGAGUUUUGAAUGUUGAAGAGGAAAUGGUUCCAUUCCCAACAUUGGUUAAUGUUAAGAGUGAUGAUGAAAAGAAGAAGAAAAAGCCUGUUUAUGAUCUUAAAGAAGCCAUUCGGCUCGUAAAGGCUAAUGCCAAGAAGAAGUUUGAUGAAACUCUGGAAGCUCAUGUUGUUUUGACUUCUGAUAUGCGCCGAAGUGACCUGAAGCUUGAAGGUACAGUGGCUGUUCCUCAUGGGUUUGGAAAGGUAUAUCGCAUUGCUGUUUUUGCUGAAGGAGCUGCUGCUGAUGAAGCCCGAGAAGCAGGGGCUGAUGUUGUUGGUGGUUUGGAGCUCAUAGAGAAUAUCAAGAGUGGAAAUGUGAAGAUUGAUUUUGACAAAUGUUUUUCCACUCAUGCAAUGAUGCCGAACUUGAGACAGAUUGCGAAGUAUUUGAGGCAAUUGAUGCCAGAUACUAAAAAAGGUACUGUUACCAAAGAUAUCACAAAAGCAGUGAAAGAUGCUAAACGAGGCGUACCUUUCAAAAAAGACAAAACUGCAAUUGUGCAUGUAGGAAUUGGGAAGGUAAGUUUUCAAGAAGACGCAUUGUGUGAAAAUAUUGGUGCAUUUGUUCAUGAACUUCUGCGUCAGAAGCCUGCUGGCCUAAAAAAGAGCUCAAAAUAUGCUGGUUAUGUGAAUACAGUCCAUCUGUGUAGCACGAUGGGUCCAUCAUUCCCUGUUACAAUACAGUCGUUAUCGAUUGCAGCGGAUCGCCAUGCAAGGAAAUAUGUUCAAUGAUAGUAUCUCAUUAGAUCCAAAUUUAACUUGAACUCCCUUAAUAGAUCCAAUUUUAACUUGGUAUUUUGUUUAGAUUUCUUAAUUUUCUCCAUUUUAGAAAGGGAGAUUUUUCCAAGUUAGUUUAUUUCUGCCCUUUACAGUAGUGAUCUUUACCCUCCCUUCAAACCACCUAACUCUAAAACUUAUGUUGUCUCACAUUUUUGUUUUGUCAUAGAAAAAUAAGCAAGUCUUCUGCUUUAUGAGAUAAUGACUUGGUUUUUCGUGAA